Molecule: messenger RNA, 4479 nt
Organism: Plodia interpunctella (Indianmeal moth)
Lineage: Eukaryota; Metazoa; Arthropoda; Insecta; Lepidoptera; Pyralidae
Exons: 2
Coding region: 362-3550 (1062 amino acids)
Source: RefSeq, a predicted model, not a curated record
AGGUACUUUAUUGUGCUAAAAUUGGAGAAUAAUAUACGUACACAAAAAAAAUAUUCCGCGAAUGAAAAAUAUUAGCUACAAAAAUCCCUUCAAUGUAAUGGUUCUAAUAUCUGUGAAAAAUCCAGACUUCACGGUUGCGGUGGAGUUCCCCUUUCCGAGACUUUCCUCUUUACUAAACCAAGCAUGUAAAAUGAUUGCGAAAAUGACAUAAAACAAAGAAGAACACAAACAAUGUCACUAAUACACAGAACAAAUGCAGGAUCGCACCAAAAUUUUCUCGUAGUAUUGGUUCCCUUUAAAAAAAUGUUUUAUUUUCGCUGAUUAUCAAAUUUCUUUUAUAUAAAACAUAUUGCCCCACAAAAUGUUAAGGACGUCUGUAACAAAAUUCAGAAGGGCUUGCUCACUAGCCACCAUCCCCCGUGUUUUACGGGGCGAUGUGUGGUCACCGGCAAGUAACUUUGAGAAAUUAUCUACCAAUAUGAUGACGAAAGACAAGAGUACAACUUCCGGUUCUAAUGACGAUGAGGACGCGAAAGGCAAAAAAUGUAAGCAUUUGAUCGAAUUAGCGUUUGGCCCCGCCAAAUUAGACGCUGCAGAAAAGAAUGAAAAAGUUGAAGUAUGCAAAAAAGAUGAUUUGGAAUCUAUGAUUUCUUCUGACAUCGGAAAAGUUACAUGCGAAAAAAGCAACACAAUGGAAACUGAAAAUAACGAACCGGAAGCAGUUCCAACAUGUGAAAGUGGUGUUAAUACGCGGCAUCCGGAUGAAAAAUGUCAACGAUUGAUUGAAUUAGUGUUUGGUCCGGAUAAAUCAGAAAAUCAAGUAUACCCUAAUGUGAGCAAAUUGCCUGAACUGGAAACAGAAAAUGUAGCACAAAUGGUAACAACUGGUUGCACAUCAUCGGAUACAAUAAAUAGUAAAAAUAGACUUGUAAAUGAAGGUCUUUGUAAUAAUGAAAGAGAUUCCAAACAGGCUAAUGUACAUGAUGUUCUUAAUGCAACUGCUGUAGAAGAUGAAGAGAAAUUAGUUCAAAAAAUUGAGAAAAUUGAAGAAUCACCAUUGGUUGAAGCAGAUAUUAAUAAAAAAAGACAACUCCUAUCUUAUAUCAAACAUGGAGUUACUAAAGGCCGUCAUAUGAAGGAUAACCAAAGUGUAUUGCAGGAGCUUGCAAAACGAUGUAUCGAUUCUAGUAAUGAGAAAAUUAAUGAUAAAAUAUUGAAGGAUAUGAAAAGACUCGGUAUUUCUCAGCCACUUUUGGAAGACCUUCCGACCGAUAAUUCUGAAAAGGCUACGUUAAAAUCAAACGAAACUCUUAGAGAUAAAGAAAACAUAAAAACGGGACGAAGGUAUUUUGGUUCUAGACGAGCAACGAAGAAUAUGGCAAUGCGUAUGACAUCUGGUAAUUUAUCAGAAGUUACAUCUGAAACAAAUAAACAAGAUACUACACUAAUAACUGAUAACAGUUCUAGAACCGAACGUGAACUUUCGAUUGAUCGUGAAAAAUCACCAAUUGUAACCGAAAAAAUAGCAGCUAAUGCCGUUCAAUUUGAAAAAAUUGAUGCAGAAAAAACGCAAUUUAUACACCAGCCAUUACUUAAAACUAGUGAAGAUUGUAAUGAUUCAUCUGCUGUUUUAAAUACACAAAAGGAACCCAAAAAUGAAAACACCCAAAACGAAGUCGCAGAAACACAAAUACUCAAAACUUCUGAUGAAAAUAUAAGUACUGCUGAAGGACCUGCUGUCCUAGUCAAAGAAUCUAAUGACCCAUAUGGUUUCAGGAUUACUCCGCUAACUCCAAAAGCAGAGACUCUUAAAGGUCGUCUAAACGCAUUAAAUAAUCACAUUCGACAUUCGACAUUGAUUAGUGGAUCACAUUAUGCUCAAGUUGAAGAACAUGGAAAAGAACAAAAUUCACUCGGCAAUGAAUUUAGUAGUUCUAUAUUGACCAAAGAUAUUCAGAAAAUAUUUAGUGAAGAAAGGAUACCACGACAUUUAUUUGCUAAUUUAACAGUAAUUUCCAAAAAUAUUCCUACAGAUACAGAAUUCGGAAAAUCCUUAAAAGACUUUUAUGAUCAAGAUUUGGACGAUGAUUCAACACUGAUCAAACCUGACCGUCUACAAUAUUAUUCACACAAUGAUGAAAUUGUUCAAUUUAGAGAUUGUUCAGAAGAACUAGAUCCUCAUGUGAUGAUUAGAUCAUACGAAGACACCGAACCAGAUGAUUCGUAUUCUAAUUAUUAUUCAGAUUACAAAAGUCAAAGCAAUAUGUAUUAUGGAAAUAUGUUCCAGAAUAAUUUACCUCCAAGCAAUAGCGGAAUGUUCCAUAACAAGACCGGUUAUAACAGCAUAAUGACAAAUGCUGUAACACCUGGUUAUUCACAGGAUUACUAUAAUACUGAUAACACUGAUAGUGAUAAUAUGUAUCCUGAAAAUGUCAAAGUCACAAGUGAUCAUGAUUAUAAUCCCAAUCAAGUACUCUUUGAUCCGUAUGGCAAAAAUAUGAAGGCGUAUGAUGAUGAAGAAAUAGAAGAUUCUAGUCAAUCCGUUAAAAAAAAUGAGAACAAUCAUAACUCUGAUUUGGCAAUAUUUACUUCAACUGUAGUCAACGAUGGCACUUUGGUGUCUGGAGAUGACCCGAAAAUUGAUGACAAUGAAGUAAAAGAUAAAAACAUUGACCAGCAAAAACGUGAACCUGAAAAAUUGCUGUACCCAUGGAUAGACAAAAGUGCUGUCGCGAGUACUAUAAAAUGUAAUGCAUACAUUGAAGCUCAAGAACCAGUAAGUGAGAGUCCCGUAAUCACUCCUAAAGAAGAAAAUAUGUCACUGUCAGAAAUGUUGAAGAGAGUUAGGCAAAGAGCUCGCCUGGAGGCGUACAGAGAAGAGGUGUUGAUUGCUCCCCCCGUGACAGAAGUAGACCCAACGGAAGGUGCAUGUAAGAAACCCAAACCGCCGUGUCCGCCUCCGCAGAAGACGUGUCCGCCAGACCCGCCAAAAUGCCCACCGUCCAACUGUCCCGAGCCGAAGCCACCUUGUCCAAAACCUUGUAAACCUGCAUGUCCUGAUCCUUGUCCUACACCUAAGUGCCCGCCUGCACCUAAGAAAGACCCGUGCGCGAAGUUUGUUAAUCAAAAAACUGUUGAUAUUAUGGGUCUAGUCGUUACUUUGGGCACGGUGAAUAUUCCGCAAGCGAACGCGGCCGAUGAACGUUCAAUUCUUGAAGAUAAUAACGUUAUGCCUUUGAUCGUAGACGAUAUUUUGUUGAAAUUGCACUCUAUCACUGAUGGUGUCUUGGCAGAUUUAAGAAACAAGGAUUUAUUGGAAAAAGAAAAAGAGUAUAUGUCCGAUACGCUUUUGGAUAGAUCAUAUUAUUUCCCUAAAGAUUUCGAGCCUUGGACGCCGAUUCCGUCCUGGCCAAUACCUUCCAAACGCUUAAAGAAAAAAAUUGAGUGCCCCCAAAAAUGCAGGCCUACACCCCCACCGCCGCCCGGGGCACGUUGCAGGAAUAUCCACCACCCGUGCGCAGGAUUCCCUAAUGACAAGAAAAGAACAUGAUCUAUAAAUAAAUGUAACAAUGUUUAUAAUGUAAUUUAAAAUUAAUGUCACAUUGCGCUUAAUAAUAUUUUAGUACCUACCUAAACAAGCAAGCUUCAAUGUGUCACGAAUUUUAAACUGACACAAAAUUUUUUGUUACUGCAUCCAAAAUUUACAAGUAAUUGGGUAAAUAUAUAUAUAUCAUAUCGGAAUGAGGAAUUCGAAUGAAGAACUAUCGGAUAAACAGCGAAAAUAAAAAAAUAACAAUCCAAAUACAUUUUAAUUCUUUGCGAGUCGAUGGCAAAACUAAAAUCGCUACAAUAGUAGAGUUCGGUCGCACUCGGAACAAGCGAGCGGGAUCGAUAUAGUAAACACAGUCGCAGAUAAAGGGAACCAUACCAUAAUACUUUUUUGGUUUUGUUUAUCCAUGUAGAAAGGCAAAGGGAUCUAAAGCCCAUACAGCCAUCAUCUAUAGUGUAUCCAUCAUACAUAUUUUUAGUAACUAUCAUUCAUUACAGAUGCAGUAGAAAAAAAUCCCUUAAAAUUUCAUAAAAAUAAAACUUAUUUAUUGUUUUACUAUAUAAUAGUAGGGGUAAUAAUAGUAGGGGCAUUAUAUUUGUUACAUAUCUUCAGAAAAUAUUCUCAAAGAAAAUAUCUCUUGCACAACAUUUCUCAGAGUGAGGGCUACACGUCCGGACACAGGUUUUUGAUUUCUGCCUAUACACUAGCGCCACCAUCACAUAUUAUUUUAUUAGCGAAAACUAUACAGAAAGUACCUAUUUUUGUUAGAUAGUAAUAGUUUCCUAUUGACCUAUAACUAUAUGUAUAAACUGCUUAUAAACAUUGAUAUACUGGACACAGUUGCCACCAAUAUCUGUGUAUUUUAGUCCCUAAAUGACUAUGAACUUAACCUACGUUCGAAUAAAAUCAUGUACCUAUCUAGUGUAGCA